Messenger RNA from Leguminivora glycinivorella, 3475 nucleotides. RefSeq lists its product as uncharacterized. The record is from RefSeq and is a predicted model, not a curated record. The coding region runs from base 1 to 1032 and encodes 343 amino acids. The transcript is spliced from 4 exons. NCBI's taxonomy places the organism in Eukaryota, Metazoa, Arthropoda, Insecta, Lepidoptera, Tortricidae.
AUGCAGUCGGCGGUGUUGGCUGUGGGUGUGGUGUGGUGGAGCAGCCUGAUGGCGGGCUGCGCACAGGCGCGGGCGCCGGCGCCCCGGCGCUUCAGGGCCCUGCGCGCCCCCGCGGACCCGAUCGAGCCGCCGGAACAUCCCGAUCACAACAACACCAAUUUCUGCCCGAUGCCAGCGAUGCAGCAGCAGGGGGCCACGCUGGUGGAGGACGCCAACGCCCACCCGUGGGCGGCGAAGGUGGUGCACACGCACUGGAAGCACCAUACAGAAGAGCCCUUCCUGUGCACGGCGGCCGCGAUUAAACAUCGAAUAUUUAUAACUGCUGCUAGAUGUCUCGCCACAUCCAAACCCUAUUAUACUCAUCUACGGAUGCGAAUGAACCUGAGAGUAGCAGUGCAAUUUUUUGUGACGCCAUCUCCAUCCACCAAACAACUGUUCGACGACAUUGGGUUUAUCGUUGCAUGGACCCGCCUCUUUGAUAAAAAAACAGGAUACGAGUAUUCACCUACGGACGGGUUCCUGUCAAUAUCGAGGAAGCCGCGCGCCGGCGGGGGCGCCUGGCGCCUGGACUGGGCCGCCGGCGCCGCCUACAAGCUCGUGGGGUUCCUCGCGGAGAGAGAGUCACCGUCGAACCAAUCCCUGUACGAGUUGGGUGAGAUGUACGGAAGCAACUCGGCGUGCAAUCGGCUCCUGCCGGCGCAGACGCAGUCGCAGGACUACUGGGCCGCGUGCGUGCACUCCUGCCGGCCGCUCGAGCACUCCCGCGAGCACCCGCCCUGCCGCCGGUAUCUGCUGGGGCUGGGCCACGCGGUGCUCGACGACAAGAACGAACUGGUCGGCAUCGUCACGUGGUCGUGCGGGAACGAGCCCGCCGCGCUGGCUAGGAGAGGCGGCCUGCCGCUGCCGCUGGGCGUCGCCGUGCCCGACGACCGCUUCCAGCGUAAUUUAGAAUGUGUAGACUAUAUUAUCAAAAAUGCUGACUUCGUAAAAAACUUAACCGUGCCCGGAUUUUAUCCAUCACUUUGUAAAUGAUAUAUUAGUCCCGCUGGCCGCGUGGACACCAAUUUUCGUAAGAUAUGUCGAACAAUCAGAUAAUUUCUGUUUCGCCCCAUAGUUAACAGGUUGCUUAAAGGCCUUAACACGCGUUAUACUUUUUAAAUAUGCUAUAAUUAUUAGAACCAAUAUAAAUUAUAUAAAUAAAUAAUAAAUGUCAAUUCGUCCACGACCAAGUGAAAGAUUUGGUAAGUCUGCCAAACGUUUAGAUGGAUUAUAACAAUCUGCUUUACAAUAAUUCUGCCAAAUGAAAAGUUGCCAUACAAAAAGUUGCUAAACGUUAGUUGUCAAAAUGAAACUUCGGCGAAAUGUUGGUUGGCAAAUGAAAUUCGGCAAAAAAUAGUUCGGCGAAAAGGCAGAACACCGUCCGAAGCAUUAUAUCUCUCCUUUCUUUUGGCCUGAUUUAGCAAGUGCACACUAUGAUGGUCAGACAGUUGAGCUACUAAAGUCAAAAAACACAGAAUUUGUUCAAAAAGAAGCCUAUUACUCAAUUGUCCAGAGCUCCGACUUAUCGAGCGGUACUAGACCACUGCAAGAGAUACAUACGAAAGAAUGGCCGAGAAGAUAAUAUAUAUUACUUGAUGAAUUCAAACGAUUGUGGUCUGCAACUUGCCGAAAAGUGACAAGAAGUGAUGUGAAGUCUGAGAAAAAACUAGUAAAAUUUCCCCUACAUUUAAAGGAAAGGGAAAAAGAGAAGAUAUGUAUUGAUGAAUACAGACCUGACUCUAUAAUUCGUGUUUGAAAAUGAACUCAGCUCGCGAGAUUUCCUAACCGCUACCGAAGUUCUGUCUGUAUGGCAAUAUGCUUACCGCGCGGGCCACUCGACUUGCGCCAUGACACGUGAUCUGGCCCCGCAGCCGAAUGGCAUUUCUGCAACGCGAAACGGAAUCGAAACGCCUCAGAAAGGUAGUCUGGCUCGUUGCGCCAAUGCGCAAGAGCGAUAGAGAUAGAUAUCUACGAGCGGUUCGUUUCGUGGUUGCUGUAUUGUGGUUGCCCGCGAGCAGUGCCGGAAGGUUGCGGUGUUGUGCUGCGACCUGUCGAAGGCGUUCGAUGUUGCCGACCACAACGUACUCGCUAUCAAACUGCACCACUAUGGAAUAAGAGGUAAAGCACAUGCACUCUUCACAGAUAUGCUUCAUGAUAGAUGCCAGGCGGUGGUCGCUGACGGAGGCAGAGUAGAUCAGAGGUGAAAUCGACUGUAAUGGGCGUUGCACAAGGGUCAUCGGUGUCUAAUAUCUUAUUUUCGCUGCUUUUAAACGACUUACCGAAAGCAAUAACAGCGGGAGAAGCUUAUAAUAUAUAUAUGCCGAUGACGUCGCUGUCGUCGUGUCCGCUCCUGACUUAAAUGAACUCGAGCAGCGCCUAAACGAAGUUACUAGUCAGCUAUGGAGGUAGGAGGUACUUAAUUAUAAAUGGCUUAGUACUCAACCUUCAAAAAACAAAUUUCCUGCAUUUCCACCUUGGAAGCAAAGAACACCAUAGUUCUGGGUCUUGAACUAUACAGGAGCCUGCGAUGGGAUGCACAUAUCAGUAAAGUGUGUAAACAACUUGCGGGUGCCUGCUUCGCACUGCGACGCCUGGCGAGGGUUGUGCCCAGGCAUAUGGUAAGGUCUGCUACUGUAGAUGCGGUAGGGUAAAUAAUAUGCACUGAAUAACUUGAAUGUAGCGCGAUUUAUUAUUUACUACACAUCAACGAAAUAUUGAAUACAGAAGGAGAAUUGAGAUUUACAGAACAUCGAGACGAAAAUUAAAUGUAUAUAAGUAUUUUGACAUGGAAACAAGUCAACAACGGUAUCCUAUUAGAUACCAUAAGAACCGACUGCGCCUGCGGGCGGCUAUCUAUAUAAUAAAAAAGUCGGUUUGUCCGCGAGUAAUUUAAAAUUGUACACUUGCAAGUUGCAACCUGUGGGUCAAUUACACGCAGAGAGCCUUCAACGCCCUCCGAGUACAGUAUAUAAUGCCUUUAGGAUGUUGUUGGUUCUCCCGCGUUAUUGCAGUGCCUCGGCCAUGUUUGCGCACGCGCAGACGGAGGGGUUCGGCGAGGCAUCACUCCAGCGCAGAGUACGCGGGAGCCGCAACAUCAUCCUGAGGGUCAUCAGUGACAGGGGGACUGCCCCUUUCAGGGACACUGGAUACGAACGCACACGCACGUACCGGGUGUCCCUGAGGGCGGCAGAUAUUUUAAUUAAAAAUUUAAAUAAAUAUGUUAUGUUAAUUUUAGGUCACUAAUAUAGCUUAAGUGUUAUGUAUAUAAGUAUAUGUCUGUAUAAGUAAAACGGGGCAUUAUAUGGGCCCUGCCUGAAGUAAUAGUACAUUACAUCAGAGGCCGGGAAAAUGAGGAUUUCCGGCCAAGUGGGUAUAUACGGAUAGGGAUACGAGGCCGGGAAUCCGUUUUCACGCCGAGGCAUGUAUAGUGCUUUUC